Dermacentor silvarum is the source of this 393-nucleotide messenger RNA. Its product is annotated as alpha-(1,3)-fucosyltransferase C-like. Gene Ontology annotation, molecular function: alpha-(1->3)-fucosyltransferase activity. The transcript is spliced from 3 exons. The coding region runs from base 1 to 393 and encodes 130 amino acids. Gene Ontology annotation, cellular component: membrane. The record is from RefSeq and is a predicted model, not a curated record. Lineage: Eukaryota; Metazoa; Arthropoda; Arachnida; Ixodida; Ixodidae.
AUGCCAAAGCAGAGGGACGCGGACUUCAGGGACGCCUACGGCGGGGCCGUCGAGCACGAGCAACACUUUCCGUACUCGAUGGAGGCACUGCGGCUUCUGUGGCAGGGGAAGCGCCGGAUGGCCAUCUGGCCCGUCAGCCACUGUAAUACGUUCGGAAAGCGCGAGCUGUUCGUUCGAGAGCUCAGAAAGCACAUGGACGUCGACAUAAUGGGCAACUGCGGCAAUAAACAAGGCUGCCGGGACAAUUGCUGGAAGAACUUCAGCAGCGAGUACUUCUUCUACCUAUCGUUCGAGAACUCCCCGUGCCCAACUCACCUUCUGGAUCAAGUCCAGCGGGCGGCGGAGGCCAGUGGAGCCCUGGACCUGGAGGAGCCCACCCAUAAGUCUCUAUGA